AUGGAAGUAAUUAACAAAUCCCAUCCUGAAAAGUUCAUUUUGCUCGGCUUUGCUGACCACCCUUGGCUGGAGCUCCCUCUGUUUGUUAUUCUUCUCAUCACAUACCCCAUGGCCAUGGUGGGGAAUAUAGCCAUCAUUCUCGUGUCCGUCUUAGACCCCCAUCUCCACAGCCCCAUGUAUUUCUUCCUCACUAACCUCUCCUUUUUGGACAUGUGCUAUACCACGAGUGUGGUCCCUCAGAUGAUGUUUAACCUGGGAAGCACUAGGAAGACAAUCAGCUACACAGGGUGUGCAAUUCAGCUUUAUUUUUUCCACAUAAUGGGAGGCACAGAAUGUCUGCUUCUGGCUCUGAUGUCCCUUGAUCGCUAUGUGGCCAUCUGCAAGCCCCUGCACUACACCCUCAUCAUGAAUCAGCGCCUCUGUAUCCUCUUAGCAUCUAUUGUGUGGCUGACUGGAAUCACUUUUGCAGUUUCAGAAGCAACUCUUACAUUGCAGUUGCCACUGUGUGGUCUCAAUACACUGGAUCACAUAUUGUGUGAAAUUCCUGUUUUGAUACAGAAUGCUUGUGGUGAAAAAACUGCUAAUGAGCUUGCACUCUCUGUAGUUUGUAUUUUUAUUGUAGUUGUUCCCCUGUGCCUCAUUCUGACUUCCUACGCUUUUAUUGGACGUGCUGUAUUAAAUAUCAAAUCUUCAGAAGGAAGGAAAAAGGCCUUUGGAACCUGUUCCUCCCAUCUCAUGGUGGUGUUCUUGUUUUUUGGGCCAGGUAUCAGCAUGUACCUUCAGCCACCUUCCUCCAUACCAAAGGACCAGCCCAAGUUCAUGGCUCUGUUCUACGGAGUGGUGACUCCUACCCUCAACCCUUUCAUCUACACCCUGAGAAAUAAGGAUGUAAAGGCGGCUUUAGGCAGCCUGGUGAAGAGCAUUUUCAUUUCCAAGUGA
Molecule: messenger RNA, 939 nt
Organism: Erinaceus europaeus (western European hedgehog)
Lineage: Eukaryota; Metazoa; Chordata; Mammalia; Eulipotyphla; Erinaceidae
Product: olfactory receptor 2B11-like
Exons: 1
Coding region: 1-939 (312 amino acids)
Biological process (GO): G protein-coupled receptor signaling pathway
Cellular component (GO): membrane
Molecular function (GO): G protein-coupled receptor activity; olfactory receptor activity
Source: RefSeq, a predicted model, not a curated record